AGUGGAAUUUGUAUACUCAAAAUGACCCAAAAUUGCAAUUCCCAUUGAAAGGGAGUUUUGAUGUAACUAAAAUUUUACAUUUAAGGGAAGCUCUUGAGGGUCGUGGAGCGAAAACUCCCGAUCUGCAAUGGUCUGCCUAUCUACCAUGGUAUGAAGAAACUUUUAAAAGGCAGAAAGAAUCUCAAUUAAGAAGCUUUAAAGAUACUCAGGAAAAACUGCAAACACAGAUUAAACUGCUGAAAGAGGCUAGCACUCAAUCAAAAGCAGUGAUAACUAAGCCUAGUGCACCACCUGUUGGGCAAUUGUAUCCUUGUCUCCCAAACCCCGAUUCACAGGAUGACAUGAAUGAUGUCCUGUGCCCCGCGUGGAAUCCCCCGCCAUUCCCAGCCCCACCUCCAGCUCCCGAGCCCCAAGUAGCUUCAGGAAGCCAGGCUGUGACUGAGAAGGAAAAACCAGGAACUGGAGUGUUCCCGAUUACAUAUAAGAUUUUUGGGGGAAGCACUAUUCUCCUCCAGCCAGCAACUCCUAAGGGACAACGAUCAGUGGCACGUAUUGAGACGGGGAAUAAUAGCCCCGUCGCCGCUUAUCCUUUACGGGAAGUCCCAAACCCACAAGGAGGGCGUAUGUAGGUUUAACAACCAUGGACCAAAACCGAAUUACACGCCAUGGCCAAAGAUUUUCCCUCAGUAGAAGAGGACCCGGUAAAAUUUAAAGCAGAACUGGCACUAGUAAUACGGUCUUAUGAUCCUAACUGGCAAGACCUCGAUCUGCUUUUGAGGGUGAUUCUGCCUGAUGAUAAGCGUAAAAAGAUUUUAAAGAAGGCAGGCUGGCCACCUGGACCUAUUUCAGGAGACCCAGAUUUAGCAGCUAAUAAAGAGGCUCUCACCCGAGCUAGAAAUGGACUGCUUGAUAGUAUCCUUCAAGUCUUUCCCAAACUUCCGAAUUGGGCUAAAAUUAGCACCUGCAAACAGGAAGAAAAUGAAUCACCAGGUGCCUAUUUAGAAAGGCUUACUAAAGUGUUUGAAAGGCACUCUGGCAUUGAAAACCCAGCUGACACUGCCAAGCAAGCGCUGGGUGCCGCUUUUGUUACUGGACUGGAUCCAGCUAUCCAGACCCUGUUAAAACAGAUAACCAUUGGCUGGGAAACUAAACCCUUAGAGGAGCUUCUGACAGUGGCAAACCACUGCAGACAGUGUAUAAAGGCUAAGCAGGACAAAGAACCUAAGCUUAUGGUUCUGCAAUCACUGCCUACUAAAACAGGCAGGGGUCGGGGGCGUCCCAUAGAGCGACAGUCACGGGGCUCACCCUGGUCUGGAAAUUCUGCCGGCCGUGGCAACCCCAGGAUAAAUGCAAACACUUGUCACUAUUGCAAACAGCCAGGACACUGGAAAAGCCAGUGCCCAAACCGCCCCAUGCAGCCAGAGCCUGUAGCUUUCAGACCCCCGCAGGGUCAGUUUACUUUAGCAACGGCUGAGAGUCAAUAGGGGUGCCCAGAGGAGGAUUGCAACUUCACCCUUUUAUCUCCGCUUAUUCCCCUGAACUCUGACGGCACCCUCACUUGCCAAGUUGCUGGACAAAACACCCAGGUUUUAGUGGACACAGGUGCUAGCAGGUCCACUCUCCAAGCGUCUUCUUUCUCUAUUCCUAUGUCUAACCAGGUUGUUAAUGCAGUUGGUAUUUCUAAUCAAGUCGUGCCUCACCCUGUUUCUAAACCCGUGUCUCUUGUACUAGGACCUAUUUCUGAGCAUCAUUCCUUUCUCCUAAGUCCUACUU
Pelodiscus sinensis (Chinese soft-shelled turtle) is the source of this 1773-nucleotide messenger RNA. The record is from RefSeq and is a predicted model, not a curated record. Lineage: Eukaryota; Metazoa; Chordata; Testudines; Trionychidae.